UGGAGUGACAAAUUACUCGUUCAGAGCCAUUACAAGGGCUGCACCCGGGCUGUUUAUCUUUGCAUGGGACUCAGUCACUGUCACUUCCAUUUUCACACUGGGGCUAUCAGUUUAUCUUUCACUCUCUCAUCCCAAUCCUUCUGUCACCCUCCCUCUAAACCCCGCUGUCUUCUAUUAUGAACUCAUUCAGUCAUUCCUCAUUCGAUAUCCUCUUUCUUUGCUUACUGCUACAUCACCAGUAAGCAAAGUGGAGUUUUUGAUCGUGUAGGGACAUGUCUUGGCCGGGAGAGGCAACAGCGAGUGACCUACAGUUCCUCUCAGCCUGAGGGGACAGGUGCAUGCUGGUCUGCUCGGCAGCAUGAGGUGGAAAAGGCAAACUCAUGUGGCAGACUCAUGUGACAGCUACGUCCACGAAUGCAUCAUUUGGACGCAGAGGAGAUGUGACGCAGAAGAAUACGCAAGACGACAGCAUGAAGGAACCCCAGCCCCACCUUCAAAUCCUGUUGGUUAUGUGUUGGGUGACGCAGGACGGAGGAGACAUUGAUGGCACAAGAAAGGAGACUAGAUGGAGGCAGACACAAAACUCUGAAAGCAGAUGGACUGCCCAACAGACCUCUGUUACAUGUCUAUAUCAUCCUGAUGAAACCUGCACCUACAAGUAAAGAGUACAUUUGUGUGUGUGUGCACAAAUCUAGGCUUCAUCUUAACCACACGUGUCUCUACUUUGUUCCUCUCAACAUCAGCCACCACAGGAGAUCUCUCCUCAACAUGUUUCCACAAUCAGGGAAAUCGAUUGUCUUUGACAACUUUCCGGACCCCACGGACACCUGGGAAAUUAUUGAGACAAUCGGCAAAGGGACCUACGGAAAAGUUUACAAGGUGCUCAACAAAAUCGAUGGAAGCAAAGCGGCUGUAAAGAUAUUGGAUCCAAUCCAUGAUAUCGAUGAAGAAAUCGAAGCAGAGUACAACAUCCUCAAAGCUCUCUCUGACCACGCCAAUGUCGUCAAAUUCUACGGGAUGUACUACAAGAAAGACGUCAAAUGUGGAGAUCAGCUGUGGCUUGUACUGGAGCUCUGCAAUGGUGGCUCUGUGACAGAUUUGGCUAAAGGCAUGUUGAAAAGAGGAGACAGGAUGGAUGAAGCCAUUAUUGCCUUCAUCAUUCAUGAAGCCCUCAUGGGCCUCCAGCACCUGCAUGUCAACAAGACCAUCCACCGUGACGUCAAAGGCAAUAACAUCCUGUUGACGACGCAUGGAGGCAUCAAACUUGUAGACUUUGGUGUUUCCGCCCAGCUGACAAAUACCCGCCUGAGGAGGAACACCUCUGUGGGAACUCCCUUCUGGAUGGCUCCCGAGGUGAUAGCCUGUGAGCAGCAGCUGGACUCCACUUACGACGCUCGUUGUGAUGUCUGGUCGCUUGGCAUCACCGCCAUAGAGCUGGGGGAUGGAGACCCACCUCUGUCUGAACUCCACCCAAUGAGAGCCCUUUUCAAAAUACCCAGAAAUCCAGCGCCUACUCUCCACCAGCCCGAGCUCUGGUCAGACGACUUUAAUGACUUCAUUUGCAAAUGUCUGAUAAAGGACUUUGAGCUGAGACCAAAUGUGUUAGACCUGCUGCAGCAUGUGUUCAUCAAACAGAUUCUCGGCAAAGAGAAAAUCCUGCAGAAACAAUUGAUUGAGCUCAUUGAUCUCAACCAACAAAUAGGAGUUAUUGAGAAAACAAGCCAUCAUGGAAAGACAGACAGACGCAAAGACAGUAAUGACAGGCAUGAACGCAUUCACACUAAAAGAGGAAGCCACAUGAAGACGCCGACUGACCCAGAUGAGGUGGACGACCUCGCCACCCUCGAAGUUCUAGACGAGAACACCGUCACAGAGCAGCUUCAGAGCCGCUAUGGAAGGGAUCAGAUUUACACGUACGUGGGAGACAUCCUCAUCGCAGUCAAUCCUUUCCAUAAGAUGGAGAUAUACACUCCUCAGUUCACCAAGAUAUACAUAGGAGCUAAGCGUUCAGCUAACCUUCCACACAUCUUCGCUGUGGCUGAUAUCGCCUACCAGUCCAUGGUGUCGUACAAUGCAGAUCAGUGCGUUGUGAUCAGUGGGGAAAGCGGAGCUGGGAAAACAGAGAGUGCUCAUCUGUUGGUGCAGCAGCUGACUGUUCUUGGGAAGGCCAACAAUCGGACACUUCAGGAGAAGAUCCUCCUGGUAAACAGCUUGGUUGAGGCUUUUGGGAACGCCUGCACCGUCAUCAAUGACAACUCCAGCCGCUUCGGCAAAUACCUGGAGAUGAAGUUCACCUGUGGAGGAACUGUGGUGGGAGCGCAGAUAUCUGAGUACCUGCUGGAGAAAUCCAGAGUCAUCCACCAGGCCGUAGGGGAGAGGAACUUCCACAUCUUCUACUACAUUUACGCUGGCCUGGCUGACAGAAAGAAACUAGCCCACUACAAGCUCUCCGACAGCAAAGCACCAAAGUAUCUGUGUAAUGACCACAUUAAACUGGGACCUGACAUAGUGAGCAACAGCUUCUACAAGGAGCAGUUUGAUGCAGUGGAGCAGUGUUUCAAAGUCAUUGGAUUCACCCUGGAGGAGCUGGGCAGUGUUUACAGCACGCUUGCUGCCAUCCUCAACUCUGGUGAUAUCGAGUUCAUUCCUGUGGCCUCGGAGCAUCAAACAGACAAGAGCAUCAUCUCCAACAUCUCUGUCUUGGAAAACGUGGCAUCACUGCUGUGCAUCCGCUCAGAUGAGCUCCAGGAAGCCCUGACCUCUCACUGCGUGGUCGCCCGAGGGGAGACGAUCGUCAGGCCCAACACGGUGGAGAAGGCAGGGGAGGUGAGGGACGCCAUGGCCAAGGCGCUCUACGGUCGCCUCUUCAGCUGGAUCGUCAACCGCAUCAACGUGCUGCUGCGACCCGACAGCGACCCAGGAGAGGAGGACAAGGGCCUGAACAUCGGUAUCCUGGACAUCUUUGGUUUUGAGAACUUCAAGAAGAACUCAUUCGAGCAGCUCUGCAUCAACAUCGCCAACGAGCAGAUCCAGUUUUACUUCAACCAGCACAUAUUCGCAUGGGAACAGGAUGAGUACCUGAACGAGGAAGUGGAGGCUCGGAUGAUCGAGUAUGAGGACAACCGGCCCCUCCUGGACCUGUUCCUGCAGAAGCCCAUGGGGAUGCUCUCACUUCUGGACGAGGAGAGUCGUUUCCCACAGGCCACCGACCAGACCCUCGUAGAUAAAUUCGACGAUAACCUCAAAACUAAAAGUUUCUGGAGACCAAAGAGGGUGGACCUCGGCUUUGGCAUCCAUCACUAUGCUGGAAAGGUGAUCUACAACGCUGCAGGCUUCUUGGCCAAGAACAGGGACACGCUGCCGGCUGACAUCAUCCUGCUGCUGAGGUCAUCAGAGAACGAGCUCACACGUAAACUGGUCACCCAUCCCCUCACUAAAACAGGCAACCUUGCCCACACCAAGGGUAAAGGCAUAAACACAAUGCGGACCCCGUCACGCACCAUCACCUUCGCCAAGCCGGGUGAUCCUGGAGACACGCCGUACCACCCGAGAGAAACCACCAACAUGAGAACCCAGACAGUGGCGUCUUAUUUCAGAUACUCUCUGAUGGAUCUGCUGUCAAAGAUGGUGGCCGGGCAGCCUCACUUCGUCCGCUGCAUCAAACCAAACAACGACCGCCACGCCAACAAGUUCGACCGGGAGAAGGUUCUGGUUCAGCUGCGAUACACCGGAGUCCUGGAGACAGCCAAGAUCAGACGGCAGGGCUACUCCCACCGCAUCCUGUUUGCUAACUUCAUAAAGAGGUACUACAUCUUAGCUUUCCAAGCUCACGAGGAGCCGCCAGUGACUCCAGAUACAUGUGCUGCGAUUCUAGAGAAGGCCAAGCUGGAGAACUGGGCGAUGGGGAAGACCAAGGUGUUCCUUAAGUACUACCACGUUGAACAUCUGAACCUGAUGGUGCAGCAGGCCACACAGCGGAUCGUUCUGCUGCAGGCGUACGUCCGAGGCUGGCUGGGAGCAAAGCGAUACCGGCGGAUUUUAAAAGAGCGAGCGCAGAGCGCUCUGGUGCUGCAGUCAGCUUACAGAGGACAUAAAGCACGAAGGAAGGUGGCUGACAACAAAAGCAAAGCAAAGCUGGAGGUCUUCAUUGUUCAGUUUCAGGCCGUUUGCAGGGGCUAUCUUGCCAAAAAGAAAUACAAGGAGUUAGUGGAGGAGAAGAACAAAGCUGCAACCAAGAUUCAGGCACGCUACAGAGGACACAAGGAGAGGAAAAACUUUAAAGGAAAACGGGAAGCCAAAGAGAAAGAGAAAGCAGAAAAAGAAAAAGAACAAGAAACUCCUGCACCAGAAGAGACCCAGAAUGAAGGAACUACCUCUUCUGCCAACGAUGAAACAAACAACGAGGAAGAGGAAACCAAGGCUGCCGUGGUUCUCCAGAGCAACUUCAGAGGAUACAAAGAGAGGAAAAAGUUUAAGGAGAGGAAAAAGGAAAAGACGGAGACAGAGGUAACGCAGAAUGAAGAUGUGGAAGUAGAAGGUGUGAAAGAGUCAACUGAAAAUGAAGAGGAAGGGGAAAAGGCGGCUGAUAAACAGGAUGAGAACGAUGAAGAUGAGAGUACAUACGAAGCAGAGGAGGAUUUUGACAGCGAUCACACACAGGUGCCAGAUGAUGAAGAGCAUUCGGAAGUGGAUCUAGACCCUCCAAUUGAGGACGCAGUGGCAGCCGAUGUCUGGCAAGAAGAACAGGAUGAGAACAAGUUGCAGAAUGGAAAAGAAGAAUCGAUCAACGUCGAAGAAGAAACGAAGGCUGCCACCGUUCUCCAGAGCAACUUCAGAGGUCACAAAGAGAGGAAGAGGCUGCAGGAGGAGGGGAAGAUCCCCGCCAAGAAUAAGAAAGAAAAAAGUCCAGAAAAGGCUGGUGUGUCCUCGAGUGAUGUCAAGUCAGAAGAGCAAGAUGAAACCAAAGCAGCCGUGGUGCUCCAGAGCAACUUCAGAGGCCACAAGGAACGCAAACGACUGGAGGAGGAAGGAAAGAUCCCGAAGAAGAGGAAGAAGGAGGUAGAGAAACCAGUACCAGAGUCAGGAUUAGAGGAGGAAAAAGCGGCUACGGUCCUCCAGAGUAACUUCAGAGGCCAUCGAGAACGGAAAAAAAUGAAAGCAGAAAAAGAAGCAAAAAAGAAAACAAAGGACGAAAUCGAUUAUGACUUGGCAGAGGAGGCAACGGAGGACGCUCUGGAUGUUACUGAUGUAGAGAUCGAGCGUAAAGUGGAGACGGACGCUGAGAAAGAAAGACAAGAAGAAGAGCAGGCAGCAGUGAAGAUCCAGAGCAACUUCAGAGGGUACAAGGACAGGAAGAACCUGAAGGCUAACAAGCAGAGUGCAAAGAAGGAGGGUGCAGAACUGAAGAGCUUCUCUGUUGAGAUCGCCGAGGCCUCUCAGGACUUUCUGGCCCUGCAGCAGAAGCUGAAUGCGAUCAUCCAUGCCCAUCAAUCAAACCCCGAAAACAACGGCAUGUUUGUGAGAGGGAAAGCAGUCAAUGGCUUUGCUCCGCCGAAUCACCAAACAACUGAAAAGAGACAGUCCCGGACCCCCCGCAGGACCCAGCAGCCAAAGACCCUCAACACACCAGAGGACUCCACCUAUUACAACUUAAUUCAUAGAUCUGUCCAGGACGAUAAACGAAAGCCCAGGAAAGAAGAUCAAGGAAAGCUGCUGGAUGUUGAUGACCACUACUACCGGGAACUGUCCACCAGCAGGUCCGAACCCACCCUCCCCACAGAGAGCAUGUUGGCUCGGAGCACACCUGAGAGACGGAUGUCCUUAGAGAGAAGACGGUCCAUGGACAGAAGGCGAUCGAUGGACAGGAGACAGUCUCUCGUGGGUAGCAGACAUACCAGAGAGAGGGCCGUCACUGAACCGGGACCCCCAAAACGUGGAAAUGACAACAGGCGCUCUGUUCCCAGACUGCCCUCCACUGAGAGUCAGGCUGAGGAGAAUCCAUACGACUUCAGACACCUACUGAGGAAGACCUCCCAGAGACGAAGGCUCAUCAAAUAGUUCUGAACACAUGACUGAACUUUUUUUUUUUUUUGCCGUUUGGCUCACAAUCUGUGCACAUCUGUAUAUUUAUGAGUAUUUACUUCAUCACACCUUUGAGACUGUAAAGUUAAAAGCAUUGGUGAUAAGUCACCAUGAGUCUGAUUAAUUUAAACAGUACAAGAGGAUGGAGGUAAGUGUAAAUAACAAACUGCUACACCUUGAACACUGGCUGUAAAUGAAGGGUUGGUUCAUUAGUUGUAAAGUAGACGUUGCUGUUUUUGCUGCAUCAUCUUCGGGUUAUGUUUGAGGCUGUCAAUAUGCAUUCAUACAUUCAGUAGAUUGUAUAAAAUAUCUAUAGAUUAUGUAAAUAAAGAUACUAUGCUCUUACACCUGAA
Notolabrus celidotus (New Zealand spotty) is the source of this 6434-nucleotide messenger RNA. RefSeq names its product myosin IIIA (gene myo3a). Gene Ontology annotation, cellular component: myosin complex. Gene Ontology annotation, biological process: protein phosphorylation. Gene Ontology annotation, molecular function: ATP binding; cytoskeletal motor activity; protein binding. The transcript has 39 exons. The record is from RefSeq and is a predicted model, not a curated record. Bases 544 to 6057 code for a protein of 1837 amino acids. Lineage: Eukaryota; Metazoa; Chordata; Actinopteri; Labriformes; Labridae.